AUGGAAGAAGUAUUCUUUCAAGUUAGUAAGCAGACGAAUAUAGUCAGUUGUUGCAGUCGUGAAACUCGUGAGAGAAGAUGCAAAACAACUGAACAAAGCCGAUGUACACCAGAAACUAAAGUCGGUCAUAAACAACUACGCAAUCAGGGCUUUUUAUUCUACCGCCAACAAUUUUGUGCUUUAAUGAUCAAGCGUUACACAUUCACAAAACGCAAUUUAAUAUUCGUUCUCAGUCAAAUUAUUGUACCCAUUGCGUUCACCUUGAUCGCUUUAUUCAUAUUUCAUCAUUUACUAAAUAAAAACAAUUCACUCGAUCCACGUUUGGACUUGUUAUUAAAGCCUUAUGGUAAAGAUUUGUUACUUACAUUAAGCAAUGAAGCUGAGGGUUGGGAAAAACGUCAAAACACUGAUCAGUUUAUUCAGUCCUAUAUGCGGCAGUUUGAUAAUAAGCAAGUUACGCCAAUUGAAUUCAAUACAUCCACAGGAAGUUAUGAAGAUCAUCUACUGAAACAAAUAGCCAUUCCUCACUUGUUUUACUUCCGUCUCAAAUCAAUUAUCGGGCUAGUGGUUGAUACAAAAUCAACUCUCAAAGACCAAAUCAUUUCAUUACGUGCUUACUUUCAAGGUGAAUCAUUUCAUGCUGCUCCAAUUUCUUUGAAUGCAGUCGUGAACGGAUUUUUACAGUACCUAACUUCAGUUAAUCAGACAAUAUGCCCUGGUCUAACUACUAAAAACAGUCCGCCACAAAUUUAUGUAUCUAAUCAACCUCUGCCUGAAACCAAAGAGGAACGUGCCAAACAGAUUGAUGAAAUCGAAGGUCUUAUGCGCGUUGUAGUAGCAGGCUUUCCAUUAGCGUCCAAUAUUCUAUUCGCUGCGUCCUAUUUGGCCUCUUGUUUUGGUUUCUUUCCAGUUUAUGAAACUGUGACUAAGGCGAAGCAUUUGCAAUUUGUUUCUGGAGUAAAAUUAGCACUCUACUGGAUAUCUAUCUAUGUGUGGGAUCUGUGCAUAUUUUUUCUAUCCGUUGGUUCUAUAUUACUGUGCUUUAUGGCAUUCAAUUUGGAACAGUUUGCUCUUGGUGAAAGGUUUCACAAUUUAGUUAUAUUAUUUGGAUUAUUCAUUUGGGCUGUAUUACCGCAAACAUAUUUGUUGUCUCGACUAUUCCGAUCACCUACAUCUGGUUUGGUUUGGAUUACAGCUAUCAAUGUAUUCACUGCUUCUAUCGGUCUUAUAAUGGUUGGUUUACUAUCUCAUCCAAUGAUUCAUCAACAAGCAGUUGGGGUUUGUCUAAUGUAUUUUUGGAUUGCUAUUUCUCCAUCAUUUUGUCUUUCUCAUGGUAUAUUCCAAUUAUUUAUUAAUUAUCAGUUUCGUCAAGUUUGCGAUUCUCCACUUGUUCAAUUCUUAUGUCUUGUGGACCAGGUAAACGCUUGCUGCUUAAAAACCUGCGAUCCAUUCUGUGCAUAUUGGACGAAUAAUGAAUUAUCCUAUGAAUUGGGUGGUGUUGGCGCUCAUCUUACUGCUUUAUCUAUACAUGGCUUUCUCUAUUUUUCCCUUGUAUUAAUUUCAGAUUCGUCAAUUGGAAGAAAUUUAAAGAUCUGUCUCAUCGUAUUGUAUAGACGUUUUCGUUAUCGACAUCACAAUCCUGAAUUAUUGUUAUUAAAUCAGUAUCACGAUGACUUAAGCUUCGACGAUAGUAAUUUGCCAGCUGAAGAUGUUGAUGUACGCCAACACAGGCAUCUAGUUGAAUCGUUACCGUAUGCACGACUAAAAGAACAAACUUCUCUUGCACUAUGCCGCGUUAGUAAAACUUAUGGAUCAAUUAAUCCACGGUGUAAACAAAACAAAAAACCUGCAGUAGACCGCCUAUCCUUAGCUAUUCCUCCAUCAGAAUGCUUUGGUUUAUUAGGCGUAAAUGGUGCGGGGAAAACGACAACCUUUCGAAUGAUAACGGGGGAUUUAGAACCUUCUUCUGGACAUAUAAUAGUUGUUGGACAUGAUUUAAAUAGAAAUUUACGAAAAGCACAACAGUCUUUGGGUUACUGUCCACAAUUUGAUGCACUCUUACCGUAUCUUACUGGAUAUGAAACAUUGCAGUUGUUUGCUCGUCUACGUGGAAUUCAAGAAGGGCUUUUAAAUACAGAAAUCGAUCAACUAUUAAGUGAUCUGAAGUUAACUGACCUUGCUCACGUUUUAGUCAGUCGGUACAGUGGUGGGAAUCGACGAAAGUUAAGUGUAGCAAUAGCGCUUGUCGGUGAAACUCCGCUUAUUUGUUUAGAUGAACCUACCACCGGUGUAGAUCCUAUAUCACGUAGACAUAUUUGGAAUUUGCUCUUAAAAUAUAGACGUCAAGGACGUACACUGGUACUCAGCUCACAUAGUAUGGAAGAAUGUGAAGCAUUAUGUUCUCGUGUCAGUAUUGUUGUCAAUGGUAGAAUGAAAUGUUUAGGAACGUGCCAACACUUAAAAGCACGUUUCGGUCAUGGCUAUAGUCUUAAUAUACAAGUGAUGAUUCCGAUGGUAAAUCAUCAUCUCAGUUCACUUAAUGCUGAACCAACCGUGUCAUCAACAUCAAGUUCCCGUGUCCCACAUCAGUUGUCAUUAAUUAAUGCAGUAAAUAAUGUGGAUAGUUUUAUCAAACGUGAAUUUCCCGAUGCACGUUUAGUUGAUCGACAUCAGGGUGUACUACAAUAUCAUUUACCAACAGAUGGGAGAAAUCAAAUACGCUUAAGUCAUAUAUUCCACCUUAUGGAAUCGAAUAAAACACGUCUCGGACUACUAAAUUAUUCAGUUAAUCAAACAACUCUAGAACAAAUAUUUAUAGAUUUAAUUAAACUACAAGAAGAACCUGUAAAUCAAUAA
Schistosoma guineensis is the source of this 2856-nucleotide messenger RNA. NCBI's taxonomy places the organism in Eukaryota, Metazoa, Platyhelminthes, Trematoda, Strigeidida, Schistosomatidae. The record is from the annotation of a GenBank genome assembly.